This is a messenger RNA of Zootermopsis nevadensis, 1897 nucleotides long. RefSeq names its product mitochondrial amidoxime-reducing component 1. Gene Ontology annotation, molecular function: molybdenum ion binding; catalytic activity; pyridoxal phosphate binding. The record is from RefSeq and is a predicted model, not a curated record. Lineage: Eukaryota; Metazoa; Arthropoda; Insecta; Blattodea; Termopsidae.
UGUGCGCACAACAAAAUACAAUCUGUAACAUGUAUUGAUAUAUUUUUAAAUUUAAAAUUACAUCUAGUUGUACUUCUGUCUUCAUGUGAAAGGUGAGAGGAUAAAAUCCUACUCUUUUGGUCCUUCGUGGUCUAGCUAGUCUCAACCUUGGACCAACGCUGUAGCAACAUCUUAAUUUUAACAUGAUUCCAUUGCUGGGGCAGAGGAUAUAUGAACUAAACUCUUCUCUGAUUUUGUGGUCAGUAGCUAUCUUGUGUACAUUACUGGUCAGUUGGUGGCACUGUAGAAGGAGGAGUACCAACAGUGUUCCUAAGAAAUGGCAGUGUGUUGGAGAGCUGUCCGAACUGACAUUAUUUCCUGUGAAGUCAUGUGGUGGAAUAAGCUUACAGGAAGCUGAAUGUACCGAGUAUGGAAUUCAGACGGUUACUGAUGGUCCCUUGAAACUAAGAGAUAGAUUUUUCAUUGUUGUUGAUGAACACAAUGGAAUGUUCAAGACAGCACGAACACACCCUAAAAUGGUGCUCAUUAAUAUGGCUCUAGAUGGUAAUGACGCUGUGAAACUCUCUGCUCCAGACAUGUCAGAACUCCAGGUCAAGGUUCCAGAAUAUUCAGAAAAUAACAAAUACUCACAUUGCAAAUUUUGGGGUAAUGAGAUGUUGGGAACUGUUGAUUGUGGGGAUAUGGCAGCAAAGUGGCUGUCUCAAUACAUGUUGGGUAAAGACAAUGGAGUGCGGUUGGGAUAUCACCUGGCAGAUAUUAUGCCAAGAAGAGUUGCUGACAAGAAUCUCAAGCAUUGUUAUAAGACCCUUCAAGACAGUGAUUUGGGGGCAUAUUCAGACCUAUCUAGCUUUAUGCUGAUGACAGAAUCAUCAAUAGCUGACUUGAAGACGAGAGUUCCUCCGGAUGUGUCCGUUGUACCGAGACAGUUCAGACCAAAUUUCCUUGUACGAGCAUCAGUAGCCUAUGAGGAGGACAAAUGGGACUGGAUCAGGAUUGGUGAUACAGCUGUGUUCAGGAAUGUCAAGCCAUGCACCAGGUGUCUUUUCACAACAGUUGACCCAAACACGGGCAUUAAAAAUCCACACAAAGAGCCUCUAUCCACACUCAAAAGAUACCGAAAGUUGACUGAUCCGACUAAGCUGAAGGUGGAGGGCUCUGCUCCUGCAUUCGGAAUAAAUCUUGGACUUCAUCGUAAGGGUAUCAUCAGAGUAGGUGAUAAUGUGUUUGUAGGGACUGAGUAGUAUCUAUUUGCUGAGUUGAUCAUUAAAGAUUUGCAAAUGCUCUCUUAAUACCAUAAUACUCAAUAAAUAAAAACCAGUCAUAAAUAUGGGUCAUGUUAGUAAUAAGGUCAGCCAUUUUCAGACAUUUGCAUAAAACUGUGGACAACAAAUUGUUGUUUACAAUAAAAUUAACAGUAGCUCACUUGUUAAGACAGGGUGUAUCAGUCUAGUAGAUGGCUUUAAGGUUCGUGUUAUACAACAUGGAGAAUGCAAAAAAAUGGUCACUAUACAAUGCUGAAUGUGACUUUCUAUGUGAAGAUGUGAUAAAAUAUAUAAAUACUCAUAUAGACGUUAAGAUUACAUUGGUUAAAGGUUCAUAUCUUCUUUUAUACAUAUAUACCAUAAUGCAUAAAAUAUAUUAUUGCUUGAAUUUUUCAACAUUGGAGUAGGAUGUAUUAUAUAUUUUUUUAUAAAUGUUAAUUUUACUUAAGAAGGAGAAUCUAUAGAAGAUUAUGGCUUUUGCCGAAGUUCUGUUUGGAUCAUGUAUCCAGAAACUGUUAGUUACUGUGACUGUGGGUUUUGCAGCCAACAGGAUGAGACUGUAAUACUGAGAAAAUGUUUCAAUUUUUAAUAUUUAAAUAUAGAAUAAAGUUAUAAUAAAUAAUAUUUGUUUGAAA